Pipistrellus nathusii (Nathusius's pipistrelle) is the source of this 1515-nucleotide messenger RNA. The record is from the annotation of a GenBank genome assembly. NCBI's taxonomy places the organism in Eukaryota, Metazoa, Chordata, Mammalia, Chiroptera, Vespertilionidae.
AUGCUGUCUUUCUCUUGGCUCUGGGCCACUCGGCCUCUGCGGAGACAUGGUCAGCUGGCCAGGAUGGCCAUGCGGUGCCAGCACAGUGAAGCAGCCCAGACCCAGACUGGAGAAGCAAGCAGGGGCUGGACAGGCCAGGACAGUCUGUCAGACAGUGACCCUGAGAUGUGGGAGCUGCUGCAGAGGGAGAAGGACAGGCAGUGUCGUGGCCUGGAGCUCAUUGCCUCAGAGAACUUCUGCAGCCGAGCUGCGCUGGAGGCCCUGGGGUCCUGUCUGAACAACAAGUACUCGGAGGGUUAUCCUGGCAAGAGAUACUAUGGGGGAGCACAGGUAGUGGAUGAAAUCGAGCUGCUGUGUCAGCGUCGGGCCUUGGAGGCCUUUGACCUGGAUCCUGCAAAGUGGGGAGUCAAUGUCCAACCUUAUUCGGGGUCCCCAGCCAAUCUGGCUGUCUACACAGCCCUUCUGCAACCUCACGACCGAAUCAUGGGGCUGGACCUGCCGGACGGUGGCCAUCUCACCCACGGCUACAUGUCUGAUGUCAAGCGGAUCUCAGCCACAUCCAUCUUCUUUGAGUCCAUGCCCUAUAAGCUGAAUCCCCAAACCGGCCUCAUUGACUACGACCAGCUGGCAGUCACUGCUCGACUCUUCCGGCCCCGGCUCAUCAUUGCUGGUACCAGUGCCUAUGCCCGCCUCAUUGACUACGCCCGCAUGCGGGAGGUGUGUGAUGAGGUCAAGGCGCACCUGAUGGCAGACAUGGCCCACAUCAGUGGCCUGGUGGCCGCCAAGGUGAUCCCCUCACCUUUUGAGCAUGCGGAUGUCGUCACCACGACCACUCACAAGACCCUUCGAGGGGCCAGGUCAGGACUCAUCUUCUACCGGAAGGGGGUGCAGUCUGUGGACCCCAAGACUGGCCGGGAGAUCCCUUAUAAGCUUGAGGACCGGAUCAACUUUGCUGUGUUCCCGUCCCUGCAAGGGGGCCCCCACAACCAUGCCAUUGCUGCCGUGGCUGUGGCCCUGAAGCAGGCCUGCAGCCCCAUGUUCCGGGAGUACUCCCUGCAGGUUCUGAAGAAUGCUCGGGCCAUGGCGGACGCCCUGCUAGAGCGAGGCUAUUCGCUGGUGUCCGGUGGCACCGACAACCACCUGGUGCUGGUGGACCUGCGGCCCAAGGGCCUGGAUGGGGCGCGGGCGGAGCGGGUGCUGGAGCUCGUGUCCAUCACAGCCAACAAGAACACCUGUCCUGGGGACCGGAGCGCCAUCACGCCCGGGGGCCUCCGGCUUGGGGCACCGGCCUUGACCUCUCGGCAGUUUCGGGAGGAUGACUUCCGGAAGGUUGUGGCAUUUAUAGAUGAAGGGGUCAAGGUUGGCUUGGAUGUGAAGAGCAAGACCACCAAACUGCAGGACUUCAAAUCCUUCCUGCUCAAUGACCCAGAAACAAGGCAACGGCUGGAUGACCUGAGGCAGCGGGUGGAGCAGUUUGCCCGGGCUUUCCCCAUGCCCGGCUUCGAUGAGCACUGA